GGACCCUCUCCGGGGCGGUCCGCCUAGCUCUGGUCCCGCCCCUUUAUUAGCCCCGCCCCAACUCUUCCUGUCUCCCCUCCCACCAGAACUCUGUGGUACUUAACCCCGCCCCAUUUCCCAUUGGCCCCGCCUAUUGCCUCAGCCUAGACUGUGAUUUCAGUCGCUUUGGUUUCUCCCCUCCGCCUCAGGGCUCCCUCCUCAAACACCAGUCCUCAUCCCUCCCUUGGUCCUCCUGUCCGCAGUCCGCCGUUAUCUAGGCCUCGUCCCCUUUCCCUCACCAGUUGGAAGUUCUCGCCCCGCUCUCUAAGGCUCCGCUGACUCUUAGGGCUCUCUCCCAGGUUCUCUGGCCCCCAAGACUCCCAGGCCGGUAGCUUUGUAUUCUUUGCAGGUCUCACCUUUCUCUUAGCGCCCGCCUCUCCCAUUCCUCUACCCUCUGAGCCCUGCCCGCCCCCGCCUGGCCUGGUUACUUUCAAGCCCCUUAAAGCCCCGCUCCUCCUUUAGUCUCGCCUUCCCCCAGCCCAUUCAAGACGUUUUCUACCAUUCGUAGACCCCAACCACCUCCGUCAGUCCCGCCCCAUCCAUCCUGACACUCUCUCCUGGCGCAGCUCUGUCUCCAGGCCAAGCUUGCAGCCCCGGGCCCGCCCCUCCUUUUCCUCGCCCCCUCCCUUAGUCCUAUCCAGACGGGUUCCCAGGCCCUUCUGAUCUCCUCCCCUCCUCACUGGGUCUCAGUCCCUGUUCCCCUUGCCCUGUCCCCUUUCAGUCCAGCCUAGUGCCAUUUCGCGUGAAAGUACCCUCCACUCUCCAUUUCCAGUUCCCGCCCUCGUUCAGUCCCGCCCCCUCACUCUCCCAACCCAAUCAGGACUGUUUCUACUCCUUUCGACCCCGCCUCUUCUUAAGAUCCGCUCUGCCUCUUCCAAGCAAUGUUAGGAGCCCAACUCGGCCGUCUCCAUCUGCCCCUUCCCACCAGGUCCCGCUGGCCCGCUCUUUAGGUCCGGGCCCGCGAUCCUUCUCUGUCCAAUCAGGACGGUCUUCCGCCUUGUGGCCCCGCCCCUCCCUCUGCCUGUCACAGCCAGUGAGGCCUCUUUAAAUAGCUUGGACUUGUCCCCUUCCUCUGCCCCGCCCCCGUCCUUGUUUUAAUUCAAUCAGAUCUCUUUCUCAGAUCUAGUCCCUCCUCCUCUGUGCUCCUUGUGCUGCCAAACCAGACAACGUUAGCAGCCCAUUCCGCCUCCUUUAACACCUUUUCCCGCCCCGCUCCUUCUCUCGCAAAGAUCCAAUCGGUGUGUUUCAUCUGCGGCCCCGCCCCGUCCAGCUAGGCAGCGUUAGAGUCCCGGCCCGUCUCCCGGCUUCAGCCCCGCCCCACCUCCCCCUAGACCAAUCAGUUUGGCUUCUCCUCCACUGCGGCCCCGCCCCCUCAAUCCAUCUCCUCCUCCCACCCAAUCACGUCUGUCUCUCCCCUGCGGCCCCGCCCCUCGACGCCCCGCCCCUCCCGCCCCGCCCCCCGUCCAAUGCUGAGCUCAGUCUGCGUCUCGUCCUUCCGCGGGCGCCAGGGGGCCAGCAAGCAGCAGCCGGCGCCGCCGCCGCAGCCGCCCGAGUCCCCGCCGCCGCCGUCCCCGCCGCCGCCACCGCCGCCGCUGCAGCAGCAGCAGCAGCAGCAGCAGCCUGCGCAGCCCGGCCCCGCCGCGUCCCCGGCGGGCCCCCCGGCACCCCGCGGGCCCGGGGGCCGGCGCGCCGAGCCAUGCCCCGGGCUGCCGGCGGCGGCCAUGGGGCGGCACGGCGGCGGCGGUGGCGACAGCGGCAAGAUCGUGAUCAACGUGGGCGGCGUGCGCCAUGAGACGUACCGCUCGACGCUGCGCACCCUGCCGGGGACGCGGCUGGCCGGCCUGACGGAGCCCGAGGCGGCGGCGCGCUUCGACUACGACCCGGGCGCCGACGAGUUCUUCUUCGACCGGCACCCGGGCGUCUUCGCCUACGUGCUCAACUACUACCGCACCGGCAAGCUGCACUGCCCGGCCGACGUGUGCGGGCCGCUCUUCGAGGAGGAGCUCGGCUUCUGGGGCAUCGACGAGACCGACGUGGAGGCCUGCUGCUGGAUGACCUACCGGCAGCACCGCGACGCCGAGGAGGCGCUCGACUCCUUCGAGGCGCCCGACCCCGCGGGCGCCGCCAACGCCGCCAACGCCGCGGGCGCCCACGACGCGGGCCUGGACGACGAGGCGGGCGCGGGCGGCGGCGGCCUGGACGGCGCGGGCGGCGAGCUCAAGCGCCUCUGCUUCCAGGACGCGGGCGGCGGCGCCGGGGGGCCGCCAGGGGGCGCGGGCGGCGCGGGCGGCACGUGGUGGCGCCGCUGGCAGCCCCGCGUGUGGGCGCUCUUCGAGGACCCCUACUCGUCGCGGGCCGCCAGGUAUGUGGCCUUCGCGUCCCUCUUCUUCAUCCUCAUCUCCAUCACCACCUUCUGCCUGGAGACCCACGAGGGCUUCAUCCACAUCAGCAACAAGACGGUGACGCAGGCCUCCCCGAUCCCCGGGGCUCCGCCGGAGAACAUCACCAACGUGGAGGUGGAGACGGAGCCCUUCCUGACCUACGUGGAGGGCGUGUGCGUGGUCUGGUUCACCUUCGAGUUCCUCAUGCGCAUCACCUUCUGCCCGGACAAGGUGGAAUUUCUCAAGAGCAGCCUCAACAUCAUCGACUGCGUGGCCAUCCUGCCCUUCUAUCUCGAGGUGGGCCUCUCGGGCCUCAGCUCCAAGGCCGCCAAAGACGUGCUGGGCUUCCUACGGGUCGUCCGCUUCGUCCGAAUCCUGCGCAUCUUCAAGCUCACGCGCCACUUUGUGGGGCUGCGUGUGCUGGGCCACACGCUCCGCGCCAGCACCAAUGAGUUCUUGCUGCUCAUCAUCUUCCUGGCGCUGGGCGUGCUCAUCUUUGCCACCAUGAUCUACUACGCCGAGCGCAUUGGCGCCGACCCCAAUGACAUCCUGGGCUCCAACCAUACGUACUUCAAGAACAUCCCCAUCGGCUUCUGGUGGGCCGUGGUCACCAUGACGACCCUUGGCUAUGGAGACAUGUAUCCCAAGACGUGGUCGGGCAUGCUGGUGGGGGCGCUGUGUGCGCUGGCUGGGGUACUGACCAUCGCCAUGCCCGUGCCCGUGAUUGUCAACAACUUUGGCAUGUACUAUUCGCUGGCCAUGGCCAAACAGAAGCUGCCCAAGAAGAAGAACAAACACAUCCCCCGGCCCCCGCAGCCUGGCUCGCCCAACUACUGCAAGCCCGACCCGCCCCCGCCGCCCCCACCCCACCCUCACCACGGCAGCGGCGGCAUCAGUCCCCCACCACCCAUCACCCCGCCCUCCAUGGGGGUGACUGUGGCCGGGGCCUACCCGCCGGGGCCCCACACGCACCCGGGGCUGCUCAGGGGGGGAGCGGGUGGGCUCGGGAUCAUGGGGCUGCCUCCUCUGCCGGCCCCUGGGGAGCCGUGCCCGUUGGCUCAGGAGGAAGUGAUUGAGAUCAACCGAGCAGAUCCCCGCCCCAAUGGCGACCCAGCAGCAGCCGCGCUUGCCCACGAGGACUGCCCGGCCAUCGACCAGCCCGCCAUGUCCCCGGAAGACAAGAGCCCCAUCACCCCCGGGAGCCGGGGCCGCUACAGCCGCGACCGAGCCUGCUUCCUCCUCACCGACUAUGCCCCUUCCCCUGAUGGCUCCAUCCGGAAAGCCACCGGUGCUCCCCCACUGCCCCCCCAUACUGGCGUAAGCCAGGCCCCCCAAGCUUCUUGCCCGACCUCAACGCCAACGCUGCGGCCUGGAUAUCCCCCUAGUGGACGAACCCCCUCCCCCCGGGCUCUUGUCACCGCCUGAGACCUCGUGAGACCCUCGGUCCCCCCCUGCCCCUUCCCCCCAGGUUACGAGAAAUCCCGCAGCCUGAGCAGCAGCGCGGGCCUCAGCGGGGUGUCCCUGCGCCUCGCACCCCCUGCCACUCCCCCUGGCUCUCCCGGGGCCGCCCGCCGCGCUCCCCCAACCCUGCCCUCCAUCCUCUAGCGCUCCCCUCCCCCCCGUGGGGGGACUCGGGGGUGAAAAGGAAGAAGGUCAAAGGAGCUGGGGGUGGGGGGUGGGGGAAAGGGUUUUUUUAAAAAAAAUCAAAAGUCAUUAAUAAUAUGCAACCGAGACGACGACGCCAGCAGACACCCCCGGGCCCCUCACCCCCCCCUGGGCCCCCAGGAUGGAGGGGGAAGGAGCCAAAUCCCCUCCCCUCCAACUCUCCGCCCCCCCAAAAAAUAAAGCCUUCUCAGGUCUCCAUGAGCCAUAGGACACCCCCCUGCCAUCCACUCGUGUAAAUACGUCCAAAUUAGGCCAAUUACAUUUUGGGGCGCCUCCUCCCUACUCUGCAUGCCUCCCCCAACCCGGACCCCCCCUUCCAACUCCACCUCAGCAAUAAGCCGCCAAGGGUUGCAUGCCACGCGUUCGAGGGAAGGGACACUCUGGGAAGGGGGCGGGGACCUCAAGGGGGUCGGGCUGGCCUUGAAGCCACAGGAGGGUCUCCUCGCCUCCUACGCUUCGCCCCAGGAAGGCAACCCAUCAUGCACUGAUUAAAAAAAAAAAAUUAGCAACAGUGUGGGGGAAGGAGGAACAUUCAUUGAAAGCCAAAAACCAGGGCUGAGCUCAGAUCGCAGAAGUGGAGGCAUGGGGGGUGGGCUGCGGACAGCUGCUCCCCAGCCUUUAGGAGGCUCCCUCUGGUGAAUUUCACCCUUUCAUUCCACCCCCCCCCCUCCCCGCCCCCCAGGGAUCUGCUCGCCUCUCUUUUUGCUGCACGGGCUCAGACCUCCCAGCUCAGAAUUCCUGGGGUGAACCGGCCCUAGCACACAAAAUUCCCCGACACCGCUCCAGAUCCCCGGGACGUGAGACCUGCGCCAAGAAUUGCCGAGACUCACCUUGGCACCUCGCAUCCCCCAAAGCCCCACAGGCUCCUGGGACUGAACCUCUGCACACAGAUGCUGCCCCCAGCCCCACGCCCACGCAUUCUCCGGACAGCAUCCCAGCAUCUCAAACUUGCACUCGACCCAGACCUUCAGCUCACUUUCAGCCUUAGGGAUGCUCCGAAUUUUUCCCGCUCUCGGACCUUUCCUGGACACCCCAAAUCCUCAGGCCUGCCCCCCCAACCCCCAGGCACCCCCAACUCUCUGACAUCAGACAUCCACGUCAGGUUCCCUUGAUGCUAGAAUUUCCGAGAUAGGCUCAACCUGUCUGUAAUUCCAGGGAACCAGACCUUCCCGGGGCACCCCCUUUCUUAUGCCGAACCCUGCCUCCCCCAAAAGCCGCUUCCCUUAAAUGGUGCCCCAAAGGGACCCUCUUCGUGGACACCAGUGUUUCCCAGAGGGUCCUAUUUGUACGCCUGGUGAUUUGCUACGUUUUUAGGCAGAGCGAGGACAAACACUUAUUUUUAAAUUUUUGAUGGCGGCAUUUUGCACAGAAGCGGGUAAGUCCGGAUAUGCUACUUGGCCAGGGCACCAUUUAUUUAGGCUAGAAGUGUUUCCAUUUAAAGUAGAGGGUGUGCCCGAAGGGAGGGACACUGGAAACUCAGAAGCUUGGGAAACAACGACAUACCCACCCGGGCUGCGAUCCCAGCCCGCCCUUCCCGGGCGUCCCUCGCCCCGCCACGCUCGCGGGUGGAAAAUCAUUUCUCAUCCCAUCCUGGCUCAAGGAUGCGCUACCUCCACCAAGCCCAGAGACCACACCGGUCCCAGAAUCCUUAGAGGACCCUCCCCUUUUGGAGCUGGGGGCCCAAGGAAUUAGCAGCCUCCCUCCCUCUGCUCCCACGGCUUCAGGAACCUCUCCACCCCCGACCCGAGGGUUAGGGGUGGGGGGUGUCACUGAGCACGAUUCUUGAUGCAACGAUUCCUAUGCAAGGGGCAUUUUUGAGUCCCCCCAUCCUUCCAUCGGACCCUAAACCCUGUUG
Messenger RNA from Diceros bicornis minor, 5940 nucleotides. RefSeq names its product potassium voltage-gated channel subfamily C member 3 (gene KCNC3). Gene Ontology annotation, biological process: protein homooligomerization; potassium ion transmembrane transport. Lineage: Eukaryota; Metazoa; Chordata; Mammalia; Perissodactyla; Rhinocerotidae. Gene Ontology annotation, molecular function: protein binding; delayed rectifier potassium channel activity. Gene Ontology annotation, cellular component: dendrite membrane; axon; voltage-gated potassium channel complex. The record is from RefSeq and is a predicted model, not a curated record.